This is a messenger RNA of Rotaria sordida, 600 nucleotides long. The record is from the annotation of a GenBank genome assembly. Lineage: Eukaryota; Metazoa; Rotifera; Eurotatoria; Philodinida; Philodinidae.
AUGGCUCGAUCAACCAGUAACAAUCAAAAUACUACACAACAAGUUCGUGGUCGAAUAACCAAAGCAAAAAAUGUUGGACGUACAUCAAUUCAAAAACGACCAUCAACAACUCGAAAUAGUAACACGAACAACAAACAAACCAAUGCACGUAAUCGUACUCAUUCUUCUAUUCGUGCUAUUUCAACAACACGUAGUCGUUUGAGUACUAAUAAUCAUAAACGAAGUCUAUUAGGUAGUAAUAACAAGAGUCGAUCAUCAAUCCGAAAUGUUCAUGCACUAAAUAAUAGUGCAGUUCGACAUGGACGUUCAACAAAUGCAUCACGAGGAACAAGUAGAACAAAAAAGAAUUUACCAUCUGCCGAUGCACGAAAGAAAAAGACGAAAUACAUUACGGGUCGUUUAAAUAACAAGAAAAAAAAUACAAUACGUGGCAAGAAUAAUAACAAUAAUAACCGACAACGACGACAAUUAGGACGUGAUCAACAAAAGAAAAAGAAAAAAACAACAAGUGUUUCAUCUUUAAUAUCGGCAACACCAUCAAGUUUAAUUCGACCUGAUGAUGAUUUUCAUCGAGAAUCAAAUUUUGGAACGAAUGAAUAA